Messenger RNA from Dama dama (fallow deer), 1917 nucleotides. It is a transcript of the gene SLC22A14, whose product is annotated as solute carrier family 22 member 14. Bases 1 to 1902 code for a protein of 633 amino acids. Gene Ontology annotation, molecular function: transmembrane transporter activity. Gene Ontology annotation, cellular component: membrane. The record is from RefSeq and is a predicted model, not a curated record. Gene Ontology annotation, biological process: transmembrane transport. NCBI's taxonomy places the organism in Eukaryota, Metazoa, Chordata, Mammalia, Artiodactyla, Cervidae. The transcript is spliced from 10 exons.
AUGGCAAAGAAAAAGAGCCUCAAGAUAGAGUUCAAAUCCCAUCCUCAUCCCAGGAACCUCCACCAACAGGACGGCGCAGAAAGCCCCCGUUGCUGUUCUCUGGAUAUGCUAUUACAGAGACUGAGGGCCAUAGAUGCCCAGGAUGAUAAAUUAGCCAACAUCAUGGAUGUGGUGGGGGAGUUUGGCACAUUCCAGCGGAGGCUGGUGGCCCUCAGCUUCAUUCCCAACUUAUUGUCCUCCUUCUUCAUGUUUGCUGACAUCUUCAUGUUCGCACCCCAAAAGCCCUAUUGCAACACCAGCUGGAUACUGGCAGUGGACAGAAACCUGUCAGAGGCUGAGCAGAUGAAUCUGACCCUGCCCCGUGCACCCAAUGGCAGUUUCCUGACUUGCCUCAUGUAUGUGCCUGUGGACUGGGAUCUGGAUUCUGUCAUCCAAUUUGACCUCAAUCACACAGACUCAUGUCAAAAUGGGUGGAUCUAUCCUGAGAGCAAGAGGCGGUCACUGAUAAAUGAGUUUGACUUGGUGUGUGGCAACGAAACAAGCAACGAAAUCGUGUAUACCGUGUUCUUGGCUGGGCUCUUGACGGGGGCUGUCAUCUUCGGCUUCAUAACUGACAAGUUGGGCCGCUACCCCACCAUCCUGCUGUCGCUGCUGGAGCUGGCCAUCUUCGGCUUCGGGACAGCCUUUGUCAGCAGCUUUAACCAGUAUAUAUUCUUCCGCUUUUGUGUGUCCCAGGCCGUGAUGGGCUACACCAUUGGCAGCUCAGCUUUACUCACUGAGUGGCUAAUGGGCAUGCACCGGGCCUACGCCUUCAUCCUGGGACACUGCUUUUUUUCCAUGGGAGUCGUUUUCCUGACAGGACUUGCCUACAGCCUUCCCCACUGGCGGCUAAUGUUUCUGGUGGGCGGAACACCUGUAUUCCCCCUCAUCUGCUAUAUCUGGAUUCUCCCAGAGUCCCCACGGUGGCUGAUAAUGAAAGGGAAGCUGGAGGAGGCCAAGAAAAUGCUGUGCUAUGCAGCUGCUGUGAACAAAAAGACCAUUCCUUUAAGUCUGCUGGAUAAGUUGCAACUGCCUGGAAAGAAGGUGGCUUCGGCCUCUAUCCUGGACUUCUAUAGCAACAGGUACCUCCGCAAGUUGACCUUGGUGAUAUGCAGCAUAUGGUUUGCUAUCGGUUGCAACUAUUACACGCUGGGCUUCAAGAUAAGGGAAUUGGGCAUGGACAUCUACCUCUCACAAGUGAUUCCUGGCAUGAUGGAGGUGCCCGCUCGGCUCUGCUGCAUCUUUCUCCUCGAGCAGUUUAAGAGGAGAGGAACCCUGAUUAUGACUUUGUUCCAAGGAGCCACCAUGUGCUUCCUUAGCCUUAUGCUCCCAUCAGGGGAGGGUGGCCACAGACUCAGGUGGCUGCAUUGUCUGGCCACAGAGUUGAAAUCCCUCGUGAUCUUGAUAACCCUGCUUGGAGAGUUCAACCUGGCUGCCUCCAUCACCAUGUUCUACAUCUACACUUCUGAACUCCUCCCCACCAUCAUCAGGGCGACAGGUCUGGGUCUAGUGUCUCUGAUCUGGGCGGCUGGAGGCAUCUUUUCUGUGACACUCAUCCACCAGAACAUUGCCAUCCUACCCAUCAUUCUCUGCUCCCUCUUGGCUUCCGUGGCUUUGUUCUACGGCUCCAGUUUGCCAGAAAUGCAAGAUCAGCCCCUGCCUGAUACCCUGGAGCACAUUACCCCACAGUCAAGGAGCCUAAGCGAGGAACUCUCAAAUGAGGACAUGUUAAGUGACGACAUGACGGAGGAAGUGGCCAAGAACACCAUUCUCAACUCCAGGUUGACGAGCAUGGACCAAGAUAGUCUCUCCAGCCCAUCUUUGCAAUCUAAAGAUGAAAAAAUAGACAAAGAGGAGGACUGAGGACCAGGCCUUCGG